AUGUCUAAUCUUGCCCCCAACCACAGCCAACUCACUGGCUAUUCGACAGGGGACAGGGACGACCCCUUCUGCGCACUUGAGACAUCAAGACAGGCGUUCGAGCUUGCGCCCAGCGGUCCGCUAUGCCGGGAGCUCACAUGGAGUCCAGCAGGAAACACGCGGGGCGCGCCCCUGAAGACAUGGACCUAUCGACAGAGAGGCGGCGUUUCUACAUCAAGUUCGGCAGCGAUUCAGCGCUGCGCGCAACCAGGCUGUUGGGAUUCGAACAUUGGGAACACAGCUAAGUUGCAUAUUCAGGAUCUUCGCUGCCAGUUUCGAGCCACGCUUAGUCCCCUGCCGUAUUAA
This is a messenger RNA of Klebsormidium nitens, 345 nucleotides long. The record is from the annotation of a GenBank genome assembly. NCBI's taxonomy places the organism in Eukaryota, Viridiplantae, Streptophyta, Klebsormidiophyceae, Klebsormidiales, Klebsormidiaceae.